ACAUUUCCGUCCGGCUUUUGUCCGCUCCGGCGCGUCUCGCUCCCGAGCCUGGAGUCGGUCCAGGCUCCGAGUUCCCCGCCCGACUUCCACAAACAUUCACACGCACAUAUUCCUCCCUGACUGUUGUUUCCUCCCUCACCCCGCCAUGUCCUCCACCGUCACGGAGACGGACCCGUCGGCGCUCGGUUCCCCGCUGACGCCGCUCCAGCUGGUCGGGCUGCUGUGCGUCUUUUUUGCGCUCUGCCUGGACGUGGGAGCCGUGAUGAGCCCGGCGUGGGUGACGGCCGACGACCAGUACUCCCGCUCCCUGUGGGAAUCCUGCUGGAAGUCCCCGAGCACCGAGACCUGGAACUGUAGCAGCAUCCUGGACACAGACUGGCAGGUUGUCACGCUGGCCCUGUUACUAGGGGGUGGAGCCCUGGUGCUGAUGUCCUUUCUGGUAGCCUUGGUUGCCGUGUGCAUUGGAACAAGACGGAGGUUCUACGGUCCUGUUGCCUUCAUGCUCUUUUCUGCAGUUCUCCUCCAGACCUGCAGCCUGGUCCUCUACCCCAUCAAGUUCAUCGAGAAAAUCAACCUGAGGAUCUAUCAUGAAUUCAACUGGGGCUACGGCCUGGCCUGGGGCGGGACCAUCUUUUCCUUCGGAGGGGGAGUCCUCUACUGCCUCAACCCCAAGAACUACGAGGAGUAUUACUAACGCUGGAUCUCGCUUGGUUCGGAGAAAACUUGAAGGCUGAUGGAUGUGUGAAGGGUUUUACUCAGUGGGAAAUAUUGAGUGUUGUAUUCCACCAUUAAAGUUUAUUACCACAAACCAUGAACUUGGGGGACAAAACUACUCAUCAACGGCGGCUGGUGGGCUUCUGAACUGAACAGAGAUUCUGAAGGUUGCACUGGCUGAUCGUUUGGAGAGCUGCCCCAACAAAGGAUGGUUGUUGACAGCUUUGCCUUCAUUCUUAACUUUGAUACCUGCUGUUGUAACAACUCAAGCUCACGACAUGUACACAUGCAACCCUCGGACUGGUCGCCGUUCAAAUGUCUUCUCCCCAUUGUCCGGCUCCGUCAGCGGAUCAUCAUACUCACCUGCUUUUGUUUUUCAGAGUUAUCAAAUUCCACCAGGAUUGCGAGUGGAUAUCACCUGUGACGCGGGCUUAAAAAACACCCCCCGUGAAUAUUGACCCACUUGUCUGUUGCCAUGGGAACCCACAGGGACUGCACAUGCAGCUGUCGUGAUUAAUUCCCCAAGAUUGGAGUGAUGAGACAGGACAGGAGUCGCCUUGAGGAACCGUCUAAAUGUUGGUUGUCCAUCGGUGUCUUUCUAAGCAAUGUGUCAUUUUGUGUUAUCAGUCCUCUGAUUGGUACAGUAGGUCCUGUUUUGUUGGAGGGAAUGUUGUCUUCAAACACCACAUCUACCGUGUACAGUGGCCAGAUUUGUGUGCAAAAUA
Cololabis saira (Pacific saury) is the source of this 1439-nucleotide messenger RNA. RefSeq names its product transmembrane protein 47-like. Gene Ontology annotation, biological process: cell-cell adhesion. NCBI's taxonomy places the organism in Eukaryota, Metazoa, Chordata, Actinopteri, Beloniformes, Belonidae. Bases 146 to 694 code for a protein of 182 amino acids. Gene Ontology annotation, cellular component: cell-cell junction; membrane. The record is from RefSeq and is a predicted model, not a curated record. The transcript is spliced from 3 exons.